Zophobas morio is the source of this 2085-nucleotide messenger RNA. RefSeq lists its product as uncharacterized. Gene Ontology annotation, cellular component: plasma membrane. Gene Ontology annotation, biological process: triglyceride biosynthetic process. Bases 81 to 2072 code for a protein of 663 amino acids. The transcript has 5 exons. The record is from RefSeq and is a predicted model, not a curated record. NCBI's taxonomy places the organism in Eukaryota, Metazoa, Arthropoda, Insecta, Coleoptera, Tenebrionidae.
CACAUGUCAUAAUUUUUAUUUAUAAAACAGAGUGAUUUGUCAUAGUGCUAGGAUGUGUAAAUCGUGGUUUUAGUGCCAAAAUGUUAGACUUUUUCGCAACUUUUGGUUUGUUUUAUUUCACAGUGCUAUUGUUACCUGUACUAGGUCUUAGUUACUGCGUUUUGGGCAUCAGUCACAAACUCUGGCUCUUUGGAAUCUCAAUCCUCCACCCACAAGUCGAAUUCCUUAAAACCACCACCGUAAGAACGCUACUGGACACCCACAGAAAUCAAGGGAUCAUCUCGGUGCUUCUCAGUGUCAAAGGUCAAGCACAACCAGAAGCCAUCAGGCGCCACCUGCAGGAAGUCGUACGCAGGAGAGACAAAUCGGGGAACCUCACCUUCCCCCGACUACGCCACUGUUUGGUGGCCCGGUGUGGUACCUAUGCUUGGGAAAGGGCUAAAUUCGACCUUGACCAAAACAUCACCGUUGCACCCCUAAGUUACAAAGGACGUUCUGUCACUGAGUACAACAUUCAAGACUAUGUUAGCGAGAUCGUGUCGAAGUACUUACCCCAAAAUACUCCUCCAUGGCAGGUCAUUAUUAUUCCAUCCAGUGAAGACCACCACUACGUACUUUUAAAAUUGCACCACGUCCUUUUAAACGAUGGAUUAAACAUCGGGGAUCUUCUUCCGCUAAUACCACCAACAAGACAAGUUCCCGGUACCUUCACGUCCAAGAGCCCGCUAGUAGAGGUACUACCGAAACCUGUGGCAAUCCCUAAACUCAAACAACGACUAAGUGAAGAAAUUUCCAACUUCUGGAACGAAUUCGUCUCGAAUUAUGACCCUCUUGAGUGUACCGAGCUUCUGAAAAGUACUCCAGGGGUUUUCCAGUUUCAAGCAAUCCUUCUUGUGGCUUUAGUUUCAACGGUGAAGGAGUGUCGUAAAGGGUUUCGAGUCAUCCGAAAUGACUAUCUCUCGAGGGGUAAAUUCGUGGUGCGCACUCUUAAACGAGAGUGCAAGAAAAGAAAAAUCACACCUCUAACUUUAACCAAGUCUGUUUUAGUGACUGCGGACCCUCGCAACGCUCUCAAAAUUCUAGCCAAACUUUUAAAGUCCGUUAUAAUUUUUCCUUUGCAUUUCCACAUGGUACUGUUUCGUGAAAUGGGUGCCCUUUUCAACUGCAUAACGCAGCAUUAUUGUGAAUAUAGCGGUACUCUCGUUGGUACUUUGUACGAUUACGUCCCAUUGCUCUUCGGAUGUUUGCGAGAACUUUUCUUCUACACUGUAGUAAUAGUGAAGGCUCCUAGAACCAUAAUCGAGGAUAUUCUCCUCAAGAAGGAGUCUUUCCAAACUAUUACUCUGUGUGGUCGAAAAUCGGUAGCAUGGUCAGACCCAGUUAAAAUCGAAUUCAUUCGUUCCAUUUCCAAAUCGACUGGAGCUUCGGAAAUUGAGAUCAUGCUAGCGUCUAUAUCUGCUUGCAUUUCAAGGUACUUUAUCCACACGAAGCACCUCAUCCCGGACUCCCUCCCGGUGAGUCUGCGCAACAUUAAUUCAAACUACAUUUUCGGUACCGGGCCGUACCUCAAACCGGAGGACUCAGUCAGCGGGAUUCUUUGUGUAAACUUACCCAUUCUAGACCCUGAGAAGGAAGUUUCGGUACUCGAAAACUUAGUCGAUAUCAAAAACAACCUCACAGGUUCGUUACAAAAACAAGGUCUUUCACACCUUCUAAGUCUGUGUCAGACCAAGUUCGGUUUUUUGACCAAAAUUCUACCUUUGUCGCUUCUGGGAGUCUAUCUACGGUACUUGUCGAGGAAAUAUGCCGUCUCUGUCACGGAACUGACCAGUCGGUACCCGAACGUGAGCCAACGCACCCUCUGGGGACAAGAAGUCAGCAGCGUCAUCUACUGGAGGCCACCGCAAGCCAAUUCGAGCGUGUCGCUGUGUCUGAACGAGUACGCCGAUCACGUGAGGCUGGGGGUGAUGUGCGAUUCGCAGUUGGCGCCCCACCACCCGAUCCUAGCCAGGGGGUUCCCCGAUUACAUCCAAGAUAUAGCGCGUUCUGCCGGAGUCACGUUCAAUCAAUAAAAACUGAAAAAUA